Messenger RNA from Etheostoma spectabile (orangethroat darter), 2532 nucleotides. Its product is annotated as E3 ubiquitin-protein ligase MARCH9-like. Gene Ontology annotation, molecular function: zinc ion binding; ubiquitin-protein transferase activity. Gene Ontology annotation, biological process: protein ubiquitination. Lineage: Eukaryota; Metazoa; Chordata; Actinopteri; Perciformes; Percidae. The transcript has 4 exons. Bases 1290 to 2282 code for a protein of 330 amino acids. The record is from RefSeq and is a predicted model, not a curated record.
GGAUAAGAGCACGUGGUCUACGUCACACAUCAGCACCUCGGACAGCAGCCUGCCUACCGUGGAUGGAGCUCAUCUUCUCAGCUGCAGGAGGAUGUUUUUACUGGAAAACUGCGAUCUGAAGAAGUUUGAGGGGUUAUUUUUUAAAUGGCGCGCCUGAAAACCAACUGAAAAUCACCCUGAAGACCUGGACAUGUCGCUGCAGUCUGCCAUGUGAAGUGACAUUUUAUUGUCUUACCUUCUGAUUCACAAAGGCCUUGAUUUAUUUCGGUAAACAUUGAAUGAUGAUGUGCGGUUGUUUUCUAACAACCCUGGAGGGACGGUUGCAGUCCACGGUCUGUUUGCAGGAAUCCAUAUCUGACACCCUCUCCAUCUGCCUGAUUUGUGGCGCAGAGAACUGUGAGUGCAAGUUGUCGUGAAAUGGAUUCUUAUGGUUCAUCAGAUGUUCUUUUUUAGUAUACAUUUAUAACAUGUAACGCUGCUGGAUUGUAACUGUUUAACCGGGUGGUCGGACCGGCUUUAGGAGGAAAUGCGUUGGAUGAAACCCGCUUGAUCUAAAAAAGAAGGAAAAAGGCUACAGCGAAGAAGAAGAGACAAGAGGAAAUAGUGGUGAAUUAAAAGAUGCGACUGCGAGACACCAAAUGAUGCACGCGUGUCACCUCGUUCAUAAUUUCAUUCCCCCUGUAGGUAGAUUAAACCCAAAUAUAAUUCGGCUUGGAUAAUUGUUAAUAUAAUUUAGGAUCAAGUAUUAGCCCCCUCACACACGAUCGCUGUUUUUCCACCUGAAGAAGAAUAGACACCAAGCUUUUGUCCUCUGCUGAUUUAAAAACACGCUGGGAUAGCCUAUACAACCGGAAGGAAAAUGUAGACAAGGCAAGAUGAUAUGAGGUUGGACCGUUCUGACUUUAAUGUGGGUGCUUCACAGGUCGUGGCUUCCAACCUCUAUUGGCUCUAUCCAUGAGAAAUAAUGCCUCCCUAUUGGCUGGAUUGCUGUGCACAUGCUAUAACAACAGGAUAUGCAAAAAGCUAUGGGCUGAUCUAAUAGCCUAUGUUUCCCGCAUGCUUUUUUUGACCGAAAUCUGUAUUUUCUUUCAUUGGAUGUCAACUGCCUACUUGAAUCAAAUGGUUUGGAUUCCAUAAUAAUAAUAAUAAUAAUAAUAAUAAUAAUAAUAAUAAUAAUAAUAAUAAUAAUAAUAGCAUUCAUAAUAAUGAUUAAUGGACCUGCCACAGUCAAGCUGAAGGCUGUUUUCUCUCACAAAGCAGUUGUGCCUGUGUAGUAAAGCUGCCGAAGAAUGUUUAAGUAUCGGAUCCGUUUGUUUUUCAAUGAACUCAGAGUGUUGUUACUGAUGCGCUCUGGAUCAAGCAGGAGGACUGACACGGGCAGAGACCCGGACACGCAGACCAGGAUGCGAGGACUCGCUAUAGGAGGCUGUGGUUGGCCGCCGUUGAACUGCGCUCACCGGGACGAUGAGGAGGAAUAUUAUGGCUCUGACUCCCGGCCACGCAGCCUGGCAUUGGAGGACACAGAAGAAGAGAAAACCGAGGGAGGAGGCCUGGACGCCGCUUCCAUCCCGAGUCUGUCAGAAAGCGGGAUGCGAUCACCGCAGUGCCGGAUCUGCUUCCAGGGGCCUGAGAAGGGGGAGUUGUUGAGCCCUUGUCGUUGUGCUGGCUCUGUGCGCUGCACUCACCAGUCCUGCCUUAUCCGCUGGAUCAGUGAGAGAGGCUCCUGGAGCUGUGAGAUCUGCUACUUUAAGUACCAGGUUCUGGCCAUCAGCACCAAAAACCCACUGCAGUGGCAGGCCAUCUCUCUGACUGUGAUUGAGAAGGUGCAGAUUGCAGCCAUUAUCCUGGGCUCUAUGUUCCUGAUCGCAAGUAUCUCCUGGUUGGUGUGGUCCUCUCUCAGCCCUUCAGCCAAAUGGCAGCGGCAGGACCUUCUCUUCCAGAUAUGUUACGGCAUGUACGGCUUCAUGGAUAUAGUUUGUAUAGGCCUUAUAAUCCAUGAAGGAUCGUCUGUUUACCGGAUCUUUAAGCGCUGGCAAGCGGUGAACCAGCAGUGGAAAGUACUGAAUUAUGAGAAAGCAAAGGACCUAGGUGACCCGAUCAGUUCCAGCAUUAAAGGUCAUGUUGAGAGGAACUCAGACAGCGGAAGGACGGCAAGUCAACCUGUCAGGACUAUUCUUAACCACCACUGUGGCUAUACCAUUUUGCACAUCCUCAGCCAGUUAAGACCCAACAGCCUGCGCAGAGCCAACCAUGAGGUGGUCAUGAGGGUGACCACUGUAUGAGGCUGGCUCAUACAGGCAAAGUGGCACGACGUUUAAGGAGGAGAUCCAAGUGUUGAUUGGGAUUUUAUUAAAGAAUCCUGAUCUGCCACAUUAACACUGCCCGUUAACUUCUAGGCUCACAUUUUGCUUGCAGAAUCAGAGCUCAAGAAAUAUAUCUCCGAUUAAGGCAAAGGGAGAACGUUGUAGUUUUAUCCGAGUUUUUAAACUGCAAAAGUAAGACUAAUGAGAAAAAAAUUAUACAUUUAAAAAC